AUGGCAAAAAGGAGUAAGGGUCGCCAAAAGAUUGACAUGGUAAAGAUGCAAAAUGAGAGUAACUUGCAAGUGACUUUUUCGAAGCGUCGUGCUGGUCUCUUCAAGAAGGCUAGUGAACUUUGUACGCUAUGUGGUGCUGAAAUAGCCCUUGUGGUAUUUUCCCCGGGCAAGAAAGUUUACUCAUUUGGCCACCCUUGUGUGGAUUCAGUGGUGGAUAGGUUUCUCACAAGGAACUCUCCACCAAAUAAUGACCAUAACCAGCUCAUUGUGGCUCAUCGAAAUGCUAGUGUUCGUGAUCUCAAUAUGGAGCUCAUGAACAUUGAGGGGAUUCUCCUAAUGGAAAAAAAUCACGGAGAAGCCCUACAAGCAAGGAAGAGAGAUAACGGUCAUUGGUGGGAAGCUCCAAUUGAAGAACUUAAUUUUUUUCAACUGCAACAACUGAAGGAGGCAAUGGAAUGCAUAAAGAAGAAAGUUGAAAGAGAGGCACAAAACCAACAAAUGGUGACUGGUAAUGCAUUCCCAUUUCUCGCCUUUGGAAGUGCCUUGGCUCCUACUAGUGCUAGGGCAAGAUCUUCAUAUGGUUCUUAUGGCUCUUUUCCAUUUCAAAAUAGGGUUUCAGGACUCAACUUUGGUGUGCCUUAUGCUAACAGAUCCAGUGGAUCUACUUCUUCAAUAGUUCCCAAGUAG
Nicotiana attenuata is the source of this 687-nucleotide messenger RNA. RefSeq names its product agamous-like MADS-box protein AGL62. The coding region runs from base 1 to 687 and encodes 228 amino acids. The record is from RefSeq and is a predicted model, not a curated record. NCBI's taxonomy places the organism in Eukaryota, Viridiplantae, Streptophyta, Magnoliopsida, Solanales, Solanaceae. Gene Ontology annotation, molecular function: DNA-binding transcription factor activity, RNA polymerase II-specific; RNA polymerase II cis-regulatory region sequence-specific DNA binding; protein dimerization activity. Gene Ontology annotation, biological process: positive regulation of transcription by RNA polymerase II. The transcript has a single exon.